Manacus vitellinus (golden-collared manakin) is the source of this 4177-nucleotide messenger RNA. RefSeq names its product class II major histocompatibility complex transactivator (gene CIITA). Gene Ontology annotation, biological process: inflammatory response; positive regulation of transcription by RNA polymerase II; positive regulation of MHC class I biosynthetic process. The transcript is spliced from 19 exons. The coding region runs from base 19 to 3339 and encodes 1106 amino acids. The record is from RefSeq and is a predicted model, not a curated record. Lineage: Eukaryota; Metazoa; Chordata; Aves; Passeriformes; Pipridae. Gene Ontology annotation, molecular function: ATP binding; protein binding.
GCCAGCAAGAGACAAACCAUGGACUUUGUGCCUGAGACUGGCUACCUUGAUUUACUGCACAGUGACAUCGACCCGUUGCAACUGUGUGCUCUCCUUGAUCCUAAGUCAUCUGGAGAUGGAGAAGGUGACUUCACUACAGAUCUUGAAGUUGAUGCCAGCAACUAUGAACAGUUAAAUAAUAUGGAUUUCAUGAGUACGAUGGAAAAUGGUGAAAAUGGAGAUGGGUCGUAUCUCUGUUCCAACACCACAGAUGCUUAUGCUAAAAUGGCUGAAUUAGUAGAAUAUGUGCUCAAGGAUCAUCAGGAGAAGCAGGUGGAAGACAUUUUUGCAGGGAACCUCAAUUUGGAUGAAAUGGCUGCUGAAAACAUUGAGAAAUUUCCUGACAUAAAGAAGCAGAAGUGUCAUAAACGAACCUUCCUAGGCUCUGCAGAGAACUGGUCUGAUACUUCAGAACCAAAAUACAGAAAAAUUGUGGAAGUGCCUGCAGUGGCUGCAGAGAAUGGCAGUUUCUUAGCUCUGCCUUUCAACAGCCUGCCAGUGGGCUGCACCUCACUGACUAACCAGCACUUGUCCUUUUCUGUUCCUGCUGCCUACGGGUUGGAAAGAAGUUUCCUAAUUCCUGGAUCUUCAGAACCUUGGACUGCAGAGAUUCUACCUGUCAGUGUGAAAGGGAGCCAGGACAAUCCAGGCUUUGCAGAUCCUCCUCAGCAGUUACUUAACUUUGUUCUUGAAAAUGGCAUAUCUGAUUUUAUAAUAUAUCCAGUGUUUACUUCUUCCAUGGAAACAUUCAUAUCCCCAGAUUUUCCAGUUAGUUCAUUUGAUGUAGAAAGGUUUGAAGAAGUUCAAGAUUCCAUGAUUCCUUCUGAAGACGAUUUCAAAACACGAGAGCUGGUGGAAACUUUCUGCACUUCACUUAAGGAUUAUUUCCGAGACACGUGCAAGUUUGUGACCCUGGAGCGUGAGGUAGCACUGGAUCACCUGUUUAUUGAUGGGACACUUGUUCAAAGCCUAACUGAAACCAGGACUGGGAGGAAUAGUGCAAAAACAAUGGAAAACCAGCUGGUGACUUGCAGUCUGCACGAGAAGGAAAAGAUAGCCAUCGAUAGAAGCCAAAUAUUUCAAAUCCCAAAACGUAAAGGCUUAGAGACUAAAGUGAUUUUGGUGCUGGGAAAAGCAGGAAUGGGCAAAAGCAUUCUUGCUCAGAAGAUCUGCCAGGACUGGUCCAAUGGAGAGUUUUCUGAGUUUGAAUUUGUAUUUUGGUUUGACUGUGAGCAAAUAAGCUUGCCUGAGAAGCGAUACAGCCUGAAGGAACUGCUUCUUGAAUUUUUUGUAAAACCUCAGGAGGGAAGCAAAGAGAUAUUCGAGUACAUAUUGCAAAAUCCUGCUAAAGUCCUUCUGGUUUUUGAUGGCUUUAAAGGAUUGCAUGACCAUGAGAAUUCUCCUCGUUGCUCAGCCAGCGAGCCGGAAAAAGAUUUGUACAGUAUAAAGGAGCUGCUUUCAGGACUCAUCCAAAGAAAGAUACUCAAUGGUUGUACCUUAUUACUUACAGCAAGACCAAAAGACAGGGUGUACUACUAUGUGUCCAAAGUGGAUAAGACUAUUGAAAUAGUAGGAUUUUCCCCUGAGCAGAGAGAACUGUACAUAAACAAAUACUUUGAAGGAUUACCCCACUGUGACAGUGCACUGAAAUUAGUCAAAGACCAUGAGUACUUGUUCAGUCAUUGUUACAGCCCUGGCAUGUGCAGAUUUGUUUGUUUUCUUUGUGAUACAGUGCUUGAAAUGGGAGAGGAGAGCCUUCCUUCAACUCUUUCUGCAGUCUUCCUGAAAUUUUUUCAGCAGAAGAUAAUACCUGUGCAAACAGAUGUUACAACCACACAAAAUCAAGAGAAUCUUAUUACCCUAGCCCAUAUAGCCUGGUGUCUUGGAGAAAAGCACCAAAGUGCCAUGAAAAGUGAUCUUUUUCCUUCUAAAGAAGUUAAAGAGUUUGCUCUGAAAUAUGGAUUUUUCCUUCCAUUUGCAUUCCCCAGACAUUCAGAUAGUGAAGAAGAGGAAUUUGGGAGCACAUUCUCUGAUUUUGUCAUUCAGAACUUCUUGUGUGCACUUCACCUUUCAUUAGCAGAAGAGCUCAAGGAUAAAAGUGUAAUAAAGUACCUGUCUUUUCCAUCCAAAAGGAAAAAACCCUAUCACUGGCUAGAUUUAGUGCCUCGAUUUUUGACUGGAUUGUUGUUUCUCCAGGAUGACCCUUACUUCUGCUCCCUUUCGAAUCAGGAUGAAAUACAACCAGUGAAGAAGCAGAAUAAACUCUUGAAAUACAUUAGAAGGCUGCAGAUUAAUGAUCUCUGUCCAGAGAGGCUGCUGGAGCUCUUACGCUGUGUUUAUGAAACCCAAAGCAGUUACCUCCUGCAGCACGUGGCCCUAAGGCUCAAGCCAGACUUGUCUUUUCUGAACAUAGCCCUUACCCCACCUGAUGUCCACGUACUGCACUCUAUUUUAAAAAGGUCGAGAAAGGAGUUUUCCUUGGAUUUGAGAAACAGCAGCAUUGACAUGCAAGGGCUCAAAGACUUGGUGAGCCUCAAGAACGUGGCGUCCUUCAGGGCCUCCCUCAAUGACACUGUCAGGCUUUGGAAAUCUUUAGAACAGUCAAAAGACUACGAGCUGCUGAAAGCAUCAGCAGAGAAAUUUGUUCUUGAUCCCUUUAAGGCAAAGACGAUGAAGGACAUCAGUGACCUCUCCGACCUUGUAGAGAUACAAGAGAAGAUGGUGAAUUGUGAGCAAGAUGCAUCUGAUUCCACCAGCUAUGAAAUUCCUGCCAUCAAAAACCUCAGAAAACUCGAAUUUGCGCUGGGUCCGGUGUGUGGCCCUCAGGGAUUGCUAAAACUCGUGAAAAUUCUUGCAGCAUUUCCAUCACUUCAGCAUUUAGACCUUGAUGCUCUGAGCGAAAAUGGCAUAGGAGAUGAAGGAGCCAAGAGUCUAUCUGAAGUCUUUCCAACCCUGACAUCCCUGGAAACAUUAAAUUUAUCACAGAAUAAAAUAACAGACAUGGGUGCGGAGAAACUCGCCACAGCUCUUCCUUCCUUGUCUUCCUUAAAAACACUAAGCUUGUACAAUAACAACAUCAGUGAUUUUGGAGCAGAAAAUCUGGCGAAAGUUCUUCCUGCAAUGACAUCUUUAAGAGUGCUAGAUGUUCAGUACAACAAAAUAACCCGUGUGGGAGCCCAGCAGUUGACCAACAGCCUACGAAAAUGUCCCCACAUAAAGAACUUGGUGAUGUGGAAUCCCGCCAUUCCCUAUGGAAUCCUUGAAUACCUUCAGCAGCUGGACUCUAGGAUCAGUGUGUAGAUUCAAAGGAACCCACAAAGGUAUCAUAAAGAAGAGGGGGAAGGUGUCUGUCCUCUGUGCUCUCCUAUCUUCUUGCUGCUUUAGGAAUCGGUGGCAGAUUUUCAUGUUGCAAAAAAGGCCACAUUUAAGUUUCUAAGUGAUGCUUAAAUUAGGUGAAUUAUAAAGUUUGAACUUUCAAAGGUCAUUUAAAAUGCUGUUCAAAGACCCCAUCGUAUUCCUACUGAAGUGAUGAAGAGUUAAGCAACAUCAAGUUUCAGAGAUGAAAAGAACAUCUGGAUACUGUGAUCACCAUUAAAGGAGACCAGGAACCACCAGGACAUUGGCAGUGUAAAAUUCCACCACGGAUUCACGAAAGAGCAGAUUGAAAGCUGCUGAAUCUGCAACACCUGAAGCAGUGAUAGAUCAAAUCUGAUUGUUUCAAGGUGCUAGUGGUAACUGUGAAUGACUUUGGUCUGAUGAUUUUGGACUUUCAAAGCCCAGUGUUACAGAUUCCACCUGUGUGUAUGGGCUGAUUUGAAGCAUUAGGAUGAGGAGCAUAAAAAAGAAUGAUCAGUCCUAGAAAACAUGAUAUUGGAAGAUUAUCCACGAGAAUCUAGAAGUGGUUCUUUUCUUGAUGCUAAUCAUCAGUGCUGUCUUAAGGUAUAGAAAGAUAUUUUCUAUCACUUGUUUGUUACAGAAUCCUUCAAAAAAACUGGGGGGAAAAAGAAAGAAGUAAUAAGAAGAAAGGAAUUAAAACUGAAAAACUACUCAGGAUUUUUCUGACAUCACAGAAAUCCAAAUACAUACAAAUACCUUCAAUUUAUUGCACAAAAAUCCUCAAAGUGACAAUCUUUGAAGG